Messenger RNA from Penicillium antarcticum, 1947 nucleotides. RefSeq lists its product as uncharacterized. Lineage: Eukaryota; Fungi; Ascomycota; Eurotiomycetes; Eurotiales; Aspergillaceae. Gene Ontology annotation, molecular function: transcription cis-regulatory region binding; zinc ion binding; DNA-binding transcription factor activity, RNA polymerase II-specific. Bases 1 to 1947 code for a protein of 648 amino acids. Gene Ontology annotation, cellular component: nucleus. Gene Ontology annotation, biological process: regulation of DNA-templated transcription. The transcript has 5 exons. The record is from RefSeq and is a predicted model, not a curated record.
AUGACGCGGACCGGCCCUUCAAAUAACACCAUCUCUUGGGAGACCAAGAGUGUUGCCCCUGACGAAGGCAGCAGAAUUGAUUCGGUCGCCGGUCACGAUGCGAGGCCCAAAGGGCGCAUUCGUCGAUCCAUGACGGCUUGUAAUACUUGUCGCAAGCUGAAGACUCGAUGCGAUGUUGAUCCACGAGGUCAUGCUUGUCGCCGCUGUUUAUCUCUGAGGCUCGACUGUGAACUCCCAGAGACGUCUGAACGGUUCCAGGACAAUGCAUCAACCUGGUCUGAUGCCACUGCCGUGCCCUCGAUAGAGGAACGGCUUGUCUCUCUGGAACGAGGCAUGGGGGAGAUGAUCCACCUGAUGCGGCAAAUGGUUGAUCGUCCUCCCAGCAUGUUCGGCAGUUUAAACUCGCAGACGAGAAGCGGCAGCAUAGACGAGGCCUCGAAUGAUAGCGUGUCGGCAUCAUUAUACCCCCUGAAACCGGCUCAGCUCAUUCGAGAUCUUCAAGCGGAAUGUUUUGGGGAGAGAGAUCACUUCUCUUCCGACGAUGAUAUCCUUGGGGACAUCGUCACCCAGGGUAUUGUAGACUCUAAGCUCUCACUGAAGCUGAUUGAACUAUUUGUGGAGUAUUUCGGCCAUUGGGUUUCCAUAAGCCACUCGUCCAGCAUUCAACGAUCAAAUACACUCUUAUUCAACACCGCAUGUCUCCUCGCUGCACGAUACCUGCCUGGCUUACCACAGCAUACUGUCCGCGAUAUCUCUCUCCACGUUCAACAUGCCGUGGCUAAGAUGCUGUGGAAGCCCCCACCCCUGACAAGCGAUAUGCUGCAGGCGUUGACAUUAUUAUGUCUAUAUUCUACCGCCAUUCAUAAAGAAGGACUGAUGGACGACUGGUUGUUGAGCGGGAUCUCAAUCAACCAUGCCCUAAUUUCCUUCAACUUCCUCAAUACUCUGCCCAGGGAUAGCAUCAACCCUGAUGAACUACUUGCCCAGUUGCGUCUGUGGAAUACACUCUGCGCAACCCAACUACACUCGGCUCUCGCAAACGGCCGCACCGUCAACAUUCAACAGCAAUAUAUGGAUCAAUGCCCCAGGAUCCUAGAACACGCAGCUGCAACCGCCGAAGACGGAAAAAUCGUCGCAGAAAUCCAACUAUAUCGCAUAGCACUCAAGCUCCAACACAGCCAGCACCGCCUCCAAUUCGCCGAAGCCGAAUACGAAGAAAUCGAGCGCUGGAAAAUGGAAUGGGCCCAUCUCCUAACAAACAACGAAGACUCAACCUUGGACCUAAACCUCUGGUUCUGCCAACUCCUCCUCCACAGAACAGCAACACGCCUCCAACCAGAUAGCGACCGCCUAACACCCGAAAUAAGCGGCACAGCCCGCCUAAUAAUCUCGAAAUUCCUCCAAACCCGCUUCAGCACCGCCCCCAGCCUAAUCGACCACGUCUACUUCAUAGUCGGCUACGCAGCCCUAACACUAUGCGACUACAAUCUCACGGACCCGCUGAUCAGCCAAGUCCGCGGCUUCCUCCUGCACCUUGCCCCAAGCGGCGAUAACCUACCCUACCGCAUCGCCUGUAUUGUCGGCGAAGUGCAGCGCCGGUAUUCAGAGGCAACGACUGUAGUCGCUACCGCCGAGCAUGCUUCUUUGCCUUCUUCGUCGCCGGUUGAUGCGAAGGGGACGCCGUUGUAUGGUCCGCAUUCGCAUUCGCAUGCUCAUUCCCAUCCCCAGGCGCAAGCGCGGAAUAUGGAUUUAUCGUCGCUUAUGCCUGGUGCCGAGGUUUUGGAUAAUCUUGUUGAAGGGUAUGGGUGUCUUGAUCAGUUAAUGCCUGGAUAUGGGGCUGCUUCGACGGGCUUUGAGCCGCCUGCGCUGUUUCAGCAUCAUUCUGCCCCUGUUACUGGUGGGGCACUGCCUAUUGGUCUUGUUCCUAGGGCUUUGCAUGAUUGGUGA